This is a messenger RNA of Gossypium raimondii (Peruvian cotton), 601 nucleotides long. Its product is annotated as DNA-directed RNA polymerase III subunit RPC10. The record is from RefSeq and is a predicted model, not a curated record. Bases 64 to 393 code for a protein of 109 amino acids. Gene Ontology annotation, biological process: DNA-templated transcription; termination of RNA polymerase III transcription. The transcript is spliced from 3 exons. Lineage: Eukaryota; Viridiplantae; Streptophyta; Magnoliopsida; Malvales; Malvaceae. Gene Ontology annotation, cellular component: RNA polymerase III complex. Gene Ontology annotation, molecular function: zinc ion binding; nucleic acid binding; DNA-directed RNA polymerase activity.
CUCACCUACUCUUAAAACUCAAGAGCUUUCGGGUUUUUGGACGAAAGGCCGUCGUAAAAAAUAAUGGAGUUUUGCCCAACUUGUGGGAACAUGUUGCAGUAUGAGUUGCCGCAUAUGGGUCGGCCUUCGAGGUUCUUUUGCCCGACUUGUCCGUACGUUUGUCACCUUGAAAACAAGGUUAAAAUAAAGAGAAGGCAGCAUCUUGUUAAAAAAGAAAUAGAACCCGUUUUCAACAAAGAAGAUAUGAAAAUGGGCGGGUCUGAGACUGAUGGUAAGUUAAUAUUUUUAUUCCUGAAGCAACAUGCCCUUCUUGUAGCCAUGGGAGGGCUCUUUUCUCACAGGUGCAGAUCCGGUCAGCUGAUGAGCCGGCUACGACAUUCUAUCAGUGCUUGAAAUGCGAAAAGAUGUGGCGUGAGGAUUGAGUACAUGUUAUUUCCCUCUUUCUUAUUAGGCCCUGUCAUCUUUAAAACUCUCUUUUUGAGUUUCAAAUUUUCAGUUUCCUAAGUUGUAAUCCUUUUUGGAAAAGAAAACACAAACUCUUGUUCUUCCGAGACAGAAGGGAAUACCAUAAACAAUAGAUUAACACUGCUUUCGGAUCCAA